Messenger RNA from Rotaria sp. Silwood1, 462 nucleotides. NCBI's taxonomy places the organism in Eukaryota, Metazoa, Rotifera, Eurotatoria, Philodinida, Philodinidae. The record is from the annotation of a GenBank genome assembly.
AUGCCUUCAAAUAAAAUAUUCAAAAAAUUAAGACAAAACCUGACAUUAGCUCGUCAGGAUAAAGAUCGAUCGCAUUGGAAACGAAAGGAUCUACCACGUUUGGAUCAUAAACCAUUCAAAAUAAAUGAAAAAUUUUCAAAAUUUUGUUCAAAUAAUACACUAGCACAAAUUUACCUAACGGACAUACUUUCAGUUAUCGAUGUUCUUCAAGCAAAUUCAUCAUACGAUUCAAUCUUAAAAUUACAAUCAGCUAAUUUUAUUGCAUAUCUCAAGAAUACUGCCAACCAAGAAUUAUUACGUAAUGAUUGUGAAACUUUUAUUAAAGGUCUGCAAACAGCAAAGAAAGCUGAUAAAACAGCUCAACGCGUACAACAACAUUUGGCAGCAACAAUUCAUAAAAAAAUAAAACAAGUUGCACGCGAGGUUACCAAUGGAAAAGGAUUUCGUGAUUUAGACAAUUAA